CACUCCUUCCACUUUGCCUUUCGGUUGUUCCGACGUAGCUGAGCCGCCUUCCCGCUCUUGCAGCAAACGUUAGAGGACCAUGCCGGGCCUGCUGCUAGGAGACGAGGCGCCUAAUUUCCAGGCUGACACCACGCACGGUCCCAUCCGCUUCCACGAAUUUCUGGGAGACUCAUGGGGCAUCCUCUUCUCUCAUCCAAGGGACUUUACUCCAGUGUGUACUACAGAACUUGGUCGAGCAGCAAAAUUAGCACCAGAAUUUGCCAAGCGAAAUGUUAAAUUAAUAGCCCUCUCUAUUGAUGAUGUCAGUGACCAUCUCGCCUGGUGCAAGGACAUCAAUGCCUACAACAAUGACAAGGCUAUUGACAAACUCCCUUUUCCAAUAAUUGCUGAUUUAAAACGGGAACUUUCAGUCCAACUUGGCAUGCUGGAUCCAGAUGAGAUAGGCAAAGAUGGAAUGCCUUUGACUGCUCGUGUGGUAUUUAUUUUUGGCCCAGAUAAGAAACUGAAACUCUCUAUCCUCUACCCAGCAACCACUGGAAGAAACUUUGAUGAGAUUCUAAGAGUUGUUGAUUCCUUGCAAUUAACAGCUGUUAAGAAAGUUGCUACACCUGUUGACUGGAAGACUGGAGACCAGGUCAUGGUUGUUCCAAGCUUAUCAGAUGAAGAAGCCAAAAAGCUGUUUCCAGGAGGGAUUUGCACUAAGCAACUUCCAUCGGGCAAGAAUUAUCUUCGUUAUACCUCCCCAUAACAAUUGUGAAGAGAAAUCAUAUGAACAGAAUGCUAUCACUGGGACUUUGCAGGACUGGUUGCUUUAAAUGUGUGGAAAUAUACUUUGAGAGGCUGUUGCAAAAGGGAAGCAAAGUAUCUAUUAAUUUUUUUUAACCCAGUGACUGGUGUGGCUUACAGCUUCAGCUAAUCAGUUUAGGCUUGUUCAAAUGAAAUCAGUUUUCCUCACCUUCUUCUUGGAAUUGAAAUUACCACUUUUAAAACAGUACAGAUUUUUCUUUAAUGUAUUUUCUAUUCUCCAGCCACAUAAAGCAUGAUUCAUGAAGAGCGGAUUAAUAUUUUUUCAUUAAUUGGAAUCAAUUUCUGUCAUGUGUAAAAAGAGUCACAUCUUGUAUUAUUGUUUCCAAGAUUAUCAGACAUGAAGGUUUUUGGAUUCAGUUUACAAAAUAAAUUGAAUAAACUAUUACUUGUAUUUGGGACUUUCAUUUUAAUCCACUGUAUUAAUUAAAAGCCUAAUUCAGAAAAAAUGUUAAUUUUGUGAAUGAUUAAAGCAGAGGUAUGGAAUAGAUUUAACAAAGAUGACAUCUUUUAUUUAGCUGGUUCAGAAAAUAAAUCAAGUUAAAAUA
Molecule: messenger RNA, 1352 nt
Organism: Pantherophis guttatus
Lineage: Eukaryota; Metazoa; Chordata; Lepidosauria; Squamata; Colubridae
Gene: PRDX6
Product: peroxiredoxin 6
Biological process (GO): cell redox homeostasis; cellular oxidant detoxification
Cellular component (GO): cytosol; mitochondrion
Molecular function (GO): peroxiredoxin activity
Source: RefSeq, a predicted model, not a curated record